ACGAAUUUGUUGUAUCUGAAGGUGUUAGUAUUCCUUGACAUUUCCCCGGGAUUUUCCCAGGUGGUUCAGGGGUUCGACAGAGUUGUUCUGUUGCAGCAGAAAGGUGUGUUGAGGGAUACAAGUGCUACAUACGUGCAAAUAUCCAUUUAUCGAUAAUGACAAAUGUGGAUAGUAUUUUGAACUAUACUCGCAAAGAAGAAGAAGAUUAUUAUGCGAUUUUAGGGUGUGACGAGUCAGCUACGACAGAGCAGAUUACAGCCGAAUAUAAGGUGCAGGCACUGCAGUUUCACCCAGACAAGAAUGAGGGGAAUAAAGAAGCUGAGGAAAAGUUCCAAAAAUUGAAAGAAGCGAAAGAGACGUUGUGUGAUCCAGAGAAACGAAGUAAUUAUGAUAAAUGGCGUAAAAGUGGCAUUGCAGUUAGUUACAAACAGUGGCUUGGUAUGAAGGAACAUGUCCAUGCUUCUAUGCACUGGUCGACAUUUAAGACUAAGGAUCGUAUGCUUCCGGAAUCUGGUGAAGGAGGGGCAGUACGCAGUGGAGGGCCAACUACAGCUGCCCAGCGUCGAGCUUCAGAGGGAGGUGCAAAUAUUCACUGGGGGGCUCGAGGUAAUGUCCAGUGGGAUUCAGAUGCUUCGAGUGAGGUUGUCAACAGAUUCCGUAAUUAUGAGAUUUAAGCUAUGGCUGGAUAUCAAUGUUCCCAACAAGUUUGUGUCAAUGUUUGGCUUUUAAAAAGCAGACACCUAUACAACUCCCAGAAUCUCCUGUCAGAUUUUAUAUGUUUGUUAUUUGCAGUUAAACAACUACUGGAGUAGAAUGCAUUUUGGAUGUACUUCAUGCACCAAGUAGGAAAUAUCACAUUUUGGAAAAGAUGUUGUCUGAUUGCCCUCAGUGAUAUUUUAAAUUAUUGAUGCUGAAUACGUAAAUAUACACUUGAUAACUUACUUGUCUUCCUGAAGAAUUUCAACAUUCCAUUAUUUAUUUGCAGUAUAUAUUUUUAUACUUAUAUUAUGUUGGUACAAAGUGGAUAUUUAAUGACUGCUGGAGCAGUGUCUUGCCAUUGUGUGCUCUCACUGCAUGGGUUGCUUGCCUUUCCUACUCAGCUGCGAUGAGAGCUUUGUAGGGUGAGGUUUACUAGUUCCCUUGCACUACAUAUCUCUCAGAAUAAAACAUAAGACUCAUGAAGGCAUGCCAGUCAUCAAAUUUUAGAUUAUGGUAUGAAACUUUAUGAACACGCAUGGUAACAGACGCAGGAAUGUAGGAAAUUCACACCUGCUACAUGGUGUUCUCUAUGCCCCGAGUGUGAAACUAACAUUCACCAAGAUGGAAGGCCGUAGAGGACUAGGGAGACCCCACAAAGGUAGCUUGAUAAUUUUAACUUCAUUCAUUCUGGUCCAUCACACUAUACAGAUAUUAUAGAAUGAUUUGAAACAGUUCAGUGUGACUCAGAUGUACUAUUAUAUGAUGCCUUUACAUGUUUUGGUUAGUAAACGACCAUCAUUAGGAGGCACAACAACAUGUUGAGGAAACUGCUAUUACAUUGAUCAUCGAUGAGGUCAUUGGAUUUUUUCAAUUGACCUAAUCCUUC
Molecule: messenger RNA, 1585 nt
Organism: Cryptotermes secundus
Lineage: Eukaryota; Metazoa; Arthropoda; Insecta; Blattodea; Kalotermitidae
Gene: jdp
Product: J domain-containing protein
Exons: 4
Coding region: 156-674 (172 amino acids)
Cellular component (GO): cytoplasm
Source: RefSeq, a predicted model, not a curated record